This is a messenger RNA of Patiria miniata (bat star), 5102 nucleotides long. RefSeq names its product cytosolic carboxypeptidase 1-like. The record is from RefSeq and is a predicted model, not a curated record. Gene Ontology annotation, molecular function: metallocarboxypeptidase activity; zinc ion binding. Lineage: Eukaryota; Metazoa; Echinodermata; Asteroidea; Valvatida; Asterinidae. The transcript has 23 exons. Gene Ontology annotation, biological process: protein side chain deglutamylation; C-terminal protein deglutamylation; proteolysis. Bases 203 to 4156 code for a protein of 1317 amino acids.
UAGUGGAGACUAGUCGGGUAACGGCAGCACUGCGAGUCAACAGAGUCAUAAACGACUGCCGAUCGGAUCAGUGUCUGACACCAACAUGGAAAAAGAUGUCAGUCAAUUGACAGUCGUGUCUGCUUGAAGUACCAUCCUGAUUCAACCCAGCUACCUCUACCUCAUUUCCUUUGGAAGGGAAAAAAGCUACAGAAAUAUCACAAUGAGCAAAGGCAAGAUGGACAAAAGCCUAUCAACUCCAGGAUCACGUAUUGGGACCUUGCUGUAUUCCCUGGAGAAGCUCAACAGCUCCAGCUCCGAUGAUAUCGAGCAGAUGCGCUACACAACAGCCAAGAUAUUAAAUUGCACUAAAGAUCAAGAACCAGUGCGGAAACAAAUCAUGUCAAAAACAACAAAUGGCUUGGAGAUACUGUUUUCUACGCUAGAGAGUUCCACUGAUAACCAUGUGUCUUUCCACGUUGUGUCAACACUGGUGGAGUUGCUGUACACGGGUAAGCGAGCGUCGGUCUUUGUCAGUCAUGGAGCAACACAAGUCCUGCUGGCUGCUCUAGCAACAGCAUCCCGCGCACAACCGGUUUCAGAAGAACUCAUGGUGACACUGCAUCACGUCCUGAGUAAAAUAGGCCCUAAAGAUAGAAAAUUUGGUGUGAAAGCUCGUCUGAGCGGUGCCCUGGCUAUCACGUUUGGCCUCGUCCGCACCAACACUGCAAACUUCGAGAUCUUGCAACCAACACUACAGGUGCUCAAGAUAUAUGCAACAAAUUCUGUUAACGCAUCCUAUUUGGGGAAAUCCGGAGCUGUUAACUGCAUGUUUAGGAUUCUCUCAGUGUGUGGUCGCAAGCACAACACUACCCUUCGCCUUGCGUUGGACAUCCUGUGCCAGCUUGUCAAAUCAAAGAGUAAUGCCGCCAGGGCGGUCGGUCAGGGUGGUGUCACCAUGCUCCUUACCAUGAUGUGUGAUUGGCAACGCAACGAUGCUCGGAAUAGACAUGUCAAGAUACGCAAGGCCAUCCUCAACACUCUCAAGAACAUCACUGUACUCAAGUCUGGAAAGAAAGCCUUCAUUGAUUCCAAUGGCAUCAAGGUUCUGUAUGACAUCGCUCAGGAAAACACUGCUAGCCACUGUAAGGAAUUGGAUUCACUUGUCAAUCUAAUUAGCGUCAUUCUACGUAAGUGCUCCCCUCGUAACCGUCUUCCAGUCACAACCAUCAAGUCUUGCGUCCCCUUCAGCCUGCCGGCCAGCACGGUGGGACUGUUGGCCACCAGACCAGAAAGAGAAGGUGAUGAUGUCAUUGAUGACAGUGAUGAUCAAGAUGAUGACAUCAGUAGCAGUGAUGAACAGAAGGACAAUGAACAGGAGCAAGACGGUACUGAGUCUGACAAGCAAUCUGAAGUUCCGAAACGAUUGCCGGAGGACCUAGCGAUGUACGAACACUUCUUCAGAGAACUCACAGAUUAUGAAGAGUUUUUGCAGGAGGAAAGUGACUCAGAUCAGGAGACAGGAGAUUGCCAGCCUAUUCUCAUCCCGACUGCCGGAUCAUCAAGUUCCUCCACCAACGCCCACCCUCACAGGACUCAUUCCUCUUCUCUCCUCGUGAGCCGCACCCGACCUAGCAAGCAGCUCCGAGAGAAUCGGCUGAGCUUGCCCAACCUGUCCCGCAUGAGCAGCCUGGUCAACAGCAGCACCGGCCAGCCGCUGGAUGAGCCGCAGCCCAUACAGACCCUGGCUGUCAAUGUCAGUGGGAUACGGCUUGAUCCAUCUCUCCUAGAUACCCAGCCUGAACCGAAACACUCCAGAACCUUAUGUAAGUCGGUGGCUGCCGACAGCAGCAACGGCAUCGACAUGACAAUCAAGGGUGGUCGUGCUUCCUUCACUGUCGGCAAUCCCAAUCGCUCACCCAAGCAAGCUACCUCAUCCAACAGGUAUAACCUACGCUCCCCGCCCAAACUACGCAAGCUCUCCAGGUCCUUAACAAGUCUGAAGCAGACGGCUUCCGAUCAUACCUCCCGUCCCGGAUCCAGGCAGAGCAGUAAGUGGAAGUUAGAUCCUGAGCUGGAAGAAACACAGCAAGAUACCCUCAGGGCUUCCAUGACCAUAUCUCGCAUGACGCUCCGAACGCCAGAAUCUCAGCCCCAGCACUGUGUCUCGCCAGAGUCUGACUCAAUCAGCCUGGACGACUACAGCUCAGAACUGUACGCAGAUCUGAUGUGCAAAACCAAGAGGGUGUUGCCAUUCCGGAGAAUAGCACAGCCGGAGUUGCGCGGCCACAAAAGCCCGGCAUCUCCAGAGUUGUUCUUCGAGAAAUCUCCUGGUGUACAAAGAGCCAUGAUAUUUGAGGACAUUGACCGAGUAAUCCAUCCAGACAAAGUCAUAGACAGGGUGGUCUUUGACUUGGACACCGAGGUCAGGACGAGGGGUUCAGGGUCAGAGGCAACCAGCAGCUCCGAACUGUCAUCUGAUUCCUCGGCCAGACGCAAUAGUUCCCUGGAGGAGUCAACUUUGACCUUUGACUCCCAGUUUGAGUGUGGCAACCUGAGGAAGGCCAUUCAGGUCCGGCAGUACGAGUACGACCUGCUAUUGAACUCGGACAUAAACAGCAAUCACCACCACCAGUGGUUCUACUUUGAGGUAUCCAGCAUGAGGGCGGACGUGCAGUACCGGCUCAAUGUCAUCAACUGCGAGAAAACCAACAGCCAGUUUAACUAUGGUAUGCAACCAGUCCUGUAUUCAGUACGAGAGGCCAUGGAAGGGCGCCCUCACUGGGUGCGAGCAGGCAUCGACAUCUGCUACUACAAGAACAACUUUGCCCGUAGCUCCCUAGCCACGGGGGGACAGAAGGGCAAGAGUUAUUACACGUUUGCCUUCACGCUAAUCUUCCAGUACACGAACGACAUCUGCUACUUGGCCUAUCAUUACCCGUUCACGUAUACAAUGAUGAAGGUGCAUCUUCUGAAGCUUGAGGCCAGCCUAGGCGAAUGGAGCAAUAUUUACUAUCGCAAUCAGUCAUUAUGUGAUACCCUGGGUGGCAACUCAUGCCCCCUGCUGACCAUUACUAGCAACCCGUCAACUCUGGACAAGGAAGGAGUGACUCAAUUUAGAUUGCGACCCUACAUCCUGUUGUCCUCCCGUGUCCAUCCUGGUGAGAGUAACAGCUCUUGGGUCAUGAAGGGCGUCUUGAAGUACCUGCUGAGCUCACAUCCCACCGCCCAGCUGCUCAGAGAUACCUACAUCUUCAAGAUCAUUCCCAUGUUGAAUCCGGAUGGUGUUAUCAACGGAAGUCAUCGUUGCUCUCUGACAGGAGAAGAUCUCAAUCGUCGAUGGGACAGCCCAAACCCUGAUCUCCACCCAACUAUUUAUCACACAAAAGGCCUUCUGCAAUACCUUGCCAUGUGCAGCAGAAGCCCUCUGGUGUUUUGUGAUUUCCACGGUCACUCCCGGAGGAAAAACGUCUUCAUGUACGGCUGCAGUGAGGCCCAAUCCCAACUGGCUGAUGAUGUGGCUGCCAUUAAUGGCAAUAAGCAAGAGGACACCAGCUACAAGACACUUCCUCGGAUCUUGAACCAGUCUGCUCCAGCGUUCUCACUCAGCUCCUGCAGCUUUGUUGUUGAGAAGGCCAAGGAGGCCACAGCUAGGGUGGUAGUUUGGAAGGAACUAAGGGUGCCGCGUAGUUACACCAUGGAGAGUACCUACUGUGGCUGUGACCAGGGACAGUACAAGGGCUUCCAAAUCACCACGGCCAUGCUAGAAGAGAUGGGCCAGAAGUUCUGUGAAGGGCUCCUUCGCCUCAUUACACGGCGGUCCUCCGAAAGACUGUUGUCUGACAAAUCACCCUCCCAGACUUCGCUUUCAUCAACAAGGAUCUUCCCUGGAUCAGUGAAUUUGGCAGUUACGAAGGAUGAAGAUGAUUACGGAAGCCCCGGGGAAGACGUGGAUGCCUUGCUUCAAGCCUCUGUCCGUCUCAAGGAACUGUCCGCCGGCCAGCAAUGCACUAGGAGGAAACGUCCUAGCAAUGACUUGGAAUCGGGCGAAGAUGAAGAGGAUGACGAAGAGAAUUAUGUGUCGGAGGGAAGCGACAACGGAGCGUGCGAAAAGAACAGCGAUGAGGGGACUGAAGACAUUUCGCCAGAGGUCGGCGGGACGGAGCUGGGGGACUAGGGUUGCCUGUGAAUGGGAUAGUCGACAGUUGAUAUCAGGGUCCAGGUCCAACUCAUCACUGCUCCCAAGGGCAAUCUUAAGAUGUUUAAAUUUUAAAGUUCCUGAAAUUGUCUGCUCAUAAGAGUAAACUCCGAAUCCAAAAUUUGAAGGUUUUGAGUAGUAUUGUUUAUGAGUUACAUUGUUUAAGGUUUUUUUAACUUUCGCUGUCCGUAACUUCUGUCUGUACCUCUAGUAUUUAAAGUUGGACAGAGUGUUUAUCUUAAACUAUAGGUUUUGGAGUUUCCUCAUAUGACCACACAAGUUAAGAAAUUUAAAGAAAAUUUGUGAGAUUGACCUCGAGAGGCACGAUGAUUUGACAUGCAAAGAUUCCAAUGGAGCCUGAAUUCUUCUUCCCACCGAUUUGCACUAUCCGCUCCGUUCACAAGUACCCCCUCACCAGCAAGGAAAGUACAGUUGGGGGUGACUGAACGACGCCAUCUUGCCUGACUACAAUAUUUUGCCGCGAAGCGCGGCCACAGCGUGUACAAAGUAUAAAUCCCCUGGUUUACGUGCGUCACACACAAGGAACGGUGCGCGCGUCAACCUGCGAAAUGUAUGUGUCCCGCCCAUGGGACGUCAUUGCUAGGUAAAUGGGCGCCCUCUUUUGUUGGCGCACGGAGCCCAUAGGAACAAAAGUGAGGUUGCCUUACAAAGCUAGGACCCUCAUGGAGUUAGUGUGAUGGUAACUGAGCGGUUCACAGAAGAGCUCAUUCAGCUCGUUCAAGUGGGCCAGAGCUUUUCAUUGCAGCCUCUUUUACUACCAACCCAUUUGCAUUGUUUGCCACUCUUGUCUGUAAAAUGUAUUCAAAGGCACUUAGCAACAUUUGCAACUACCCGUUCGUACCGAUUUAACAAAAAAAUCUUUGCUCAAAGUGAAGAUAGGAGUGGUACCAAAUACCCUGUGAAA